CUUGCAGAUAUAGAUUCUCUUGUAACCUUUUUGUAAUGAAAUAUGUUAUCUUAAUGGCUGAGAGAAAUGAUGAUAUGGAUCAAUGCUUUGUGGCCACGUUGGGCUACAAAACAAAAAUAGAGUGGGGCUGCAGAUUUUGUUGUCAUGAUUUAAGUCAACCACAUCCAUUAAAAAUGCUGUGGAAAGAGACGUGGAAGAAUUAUUACUUGUUAAUUAGUGUCAUGUGAUAUAAAUAAUAAACUAAUGUAAAGUUCCAUUUUGCCUAUUUCUUUAAGAUUGGGGUAACUAAUGGAUAUUAUUACCCUUUUUCCAUUUGUCUAUUUGUAAUGAAACACUGAAUCUCCUGUCAGAUCAGCCUUGUCGAGGUAAAAAUUCCAUGUGCUGUACCAAAAUUGCCAAGUGCAAGACCAUAGAUCUAGUUGAGCAGAAUAGAGAAUUAAACAUUCAAGCCUUUUUUUAAUAAUUCAGGUUCAUACUGUAAAGAUGGAUUACUGAUAGAUAUUAGCCAGAUCAAGUGGAUGGUUAAACAGGCUUUCUUGUGUAUCAAUAUUUAGUCCAAGUCUGCCUAACUUUUAGAUGGGUUGACUAAAUGAGUAGAAGUAAUAGUCAGUGUGGGGAUGCAGAAAUCGAACUCCUCUAAAAAAAAAAAUACCUACGUGGGGUUGCUUCUGCAUACAAGUAAGUUAACAGAAACCAAACUCCUAGAAUUUUAAAGUAGUCUUGUUAUGUUCAUUCUUCAAAAGAGAUAUGGAGAAAAGCAAGUUUCCAACAAGUCUAGUAAUUCUAAUACUUGUGUUUCCAUAUGCAAAUGCAACCUUGUCAGUCCCUAAAGCUAAGAAGCACUUUGUGCUAGUUCAUACCGCAUUCCACGGAGCCUGGACCUGGUACAAGAUUGUGGCAUUGAUGACAUCUUCAGGGCAUAAUGUUACAACUCUGGAUUCAGGGAUCAACCCGAAACAAACACUUUUAAUCCCACAUUUUUCUGAUUACUUGAGUCCGCUAAUGAAGUUCAUGGCUUCACUUCCUGCACAUAAAAAAAUAAUUCUUGUAGGUCAUGCCUUUGGUGGACUCGCCAUUUCUAAAGCCAUGGAGACCUUUCCAGAAAAGAUUUCAGCUGCUGUUUUUCUCAGUGGUCUGAUGCCUGGUCCAGCUCUCAAUGCAACCACCCUCUAUACUAAGGCAAUCAAUGCAUUAAUUACUCAACUUGAUACUCGUAUUACAUACGAUAAUGGACCUACAAAUCCUCCAACCACCGUCAUCGCAGGUCCAAAGUACUUGACAACUACCAUUUAUCAGUUGAGCCCAAUUGAGGAUUUGGCGUUGGCCACUACACUAGUAAGGCCAUUUUAUUUAUACCGCGCGGAAGAUGUUUCUAAGGAGAUAGUUCUUUCAAGCAAAAGGUAUGGAUCUGUUAGGCGAGUGUUCAUUGUUGCUGCUGAAAAUAAAGCUCUGACGAAGGAAUUUUCAGAGUUGAUGAUUGAAAAGAAUCCACCUGAUGAAGUGAAAGAGAUUGAGGGCUCUGACCACGUGACCAUGAUGUCUAAGCCCCAACAACUUUUUACUACUCUUCUGAGCAUUGCUAACAAGUAUAGAUAAGAGCUGUUAAUUAAAAUGAAUAAGGGGGACGUGUCUAAGGCUGAGAAAUAAACUUCAGUGAAUGCACAUAUCUGAUGCAUUUAUAUGAUGAUCUCAGUUCUCCCAUAUAAGUUUCAGUUGUCAUUUCCUUCAUUGUUCAUUGUUUGGAAUUGACAUCA
Molecule: messenger RNA, 1754 nt
Organism: Solanum tuberosum (potato)
Lineage: Eukaryota; Viridiplantae; Streptophyta; Magnoliopsida; Solanales; Solanaceae
Product: salicylic acid-binding protein 2-like
Biological process (GO): jasmonic acid metabolic process; salicylic acid metabolic process
Molecular function (GO): methyl indole-3-acetate esterase activity; methyl jasmonate esterase activity; methyl salicylate esterase activity
Source: RefSeq, a predicted model, not a curated record